CCUCUCUUCUCUUUCUCUUUGCUUUCUUCUUCUCUCUACAUAAAAAACUCCUUUUUUUUUUGUUUCUCUUUCUCUCACGACCCUUUUAGUUACGACGACGUUUUAAUCCAAAACGCAAACCUCUGGAUUCGCGUCACCACCGUUGGAGCUCCCCGGCUUCAUUAAUGUCCUUCAUCAAGACCUGAAGACAAGAAAGAAAGAGAGAGUAUAUACGUAGGUACAGACUAGAGAGAAACCAAGAUCCUCGUUUAUGUGUUUCAUCGUGUUUUGUGCAUUGGUUUAGAAACCAAAAAGUGGUGACCAAAGCUUUAGAACCAAACAACUUUCAGAGUUUGUCAACUUCUUGUUGGUUAUUAUUGCAAAUGCUGAGUCUCUUCUCUCUCUGAAUGGAAUACUCUAGAGACUCGGCAGGGAUGAUGAUGGAGAACAAGCGCAAUGUAUGCUCUCUUGAAGAAAACAGCAUCAAACGACACAAGUCCGAUCUCUCUUUCUCUUCCAAGGAGAGGAAGGACAAGUUGGGAGAACGUAUUACAGCUCUUCAGCAACUAGUUUCCCCUUAUGGAAAGACCGACACUGCAUCAGUUCUUCUAGAGGGAAUGCAAUACAUUCAGUUUCUUCAAGAACAAGUCAAGGUUCUAAGCGCUCCAUAUCUGCAAGCAACACCCACUAAUACGCAGGAGGAGCAGGAAGAGUACAGCCUAAGAAGCAGAGGGUUAUGUCUUGUUCCAUUGGAGUAUACAUCAGGGGUUGCUCAAACCAAUGGUGCUGAUAUAUGGGCUCCUGUGAAGAAGACUCCAACAUCUUCAACUCAUGCUUUCAAUCUCUCGUCUUCUAAUUCACCCUUCCGAUGAUUUCUGAUAACAUAUAUUGAUAUAUGGAGAGAGACCUAUGAAGUGGGCUCAUUGUCACUGAUAACUGUUUCUUCUGUUACUGUAGUCCCCAACUCUGUGGUGGUUUCCCAUUUACUUGGACUUGCAUAAUUUUGUCUACAUUGGUAACCAUUGAUUCUAAUGCAAAAAAAAUUUAACUUC
Camelina sativa (false flax) is the source of this 1031-nucleotide messenger RNA. Its product is annotated as transcription factor bHLH154. Gene Ontology annotation, biological process: regulation of transcription by RNA polymerase II. NCBI's taxonomy places the organism in Eukaryota, Viridiplantae, Streptophyta, Magnoliopsida, Brassicales, Brassicaceae. Gene Ontology annotation, molecular function: protein dimerization activity; RNA polymerase II cis-regulatory region sequence-specific DNA binding; DNA-binding transcription factor activity, RNA polymerase II-specific. The record is from RefSeq and is a predicted model, not a curated record. Gene Ontology annotation, cellular component: nucleus.